UGCACCCGCUACCUGCGCACCGUGGAGAACCUGAGCGUGGAGCAUCGCGUGCUGUCCCGGGAUCCGUCCGCUGAGCUGGAAGUGAAGCAGCCUGACUCGGGCAUGUCCUCGCCCAACACCACCAUGUCCGUUCAGCCGCCGAACUUCGAUCUGAGCUCGCCCACCAGCACCCUCUCCAACUACGACUCCUGCUCGUCCAGCCACUCGAGCAUCAAAGGCCAGCGUCCUCCUCGAGGGCUCCCCAGUGCGAGAGCUGCAGACAUACAGAGCUACAUGGACAUGCUGAACCCCGAGCUGGGCCUGCCUCGGGGCAAGAUGGGG
Carlito syrichta (Philippine tarsier) is the source of this 321-nucleotide messenger RNA. RefSeq names its product espin-like. The record is from RefSeq and is a predicted model, not a curated record. The annotation marks the transcript as partial. Lineage: Eukaryota; Metazoa; Chordata; Mammalia; Primates; Tarsiidae. The transcript is spliced from 3 exons.